UAGUAUUUAUUUAGUGUAAUUCGUACAAGUUAAUAAUAGGGGAUAUUUUUAUUAGUUGAAUGCAUUUAAUUUUUUGUUUAUUUAUUUUACAAGAGUUUUAUAAUAACAGAAUGACAGAAACUCCUCUGGUUAAGAAAAAGCACAGAGGAAUACCUGAAGCCCUAUUUUUGAAUGAUGUUGAUGCUUAUAUGGUAAAAGAAAGUUCAUCUGAAACUGCUUUGCAAAAGCUUGAUGAACAGUUUCAAAAGUAUAGAUUCAUGGAAUCAAACUUAUUGAACAAAAAAAUUAGAUUAUCAACUCAAAUCCCUGAUAUUAAAGCAACUCUUAGUUCAAUAAAUUUUCUUAAAAACAAAAAGGUGAAUGAAAAAGAACCAUUAAAAACUCAAUUCAUGUUAUCAGAUCAAUUAUUUGUUCAUGCAAAAGUACCAACAACUGAUAAAGUAUGUUUAUGGCUAGGUGCAAAUGUAAUGCUGGAGUAUAAUAUUGAUGAGGCUGAUGAACUCUUAAAGAAAAAUCUGUCUGCAGCAGAGUCACAACUACUUGAGCUAGAUAAUGAUCUCGACUAUUUAAGAGAUCAAAUUACAACAACUGAAGUCAGCAUGGCGAGAAUUUACAACUGGGAUGUAAAAAGAAGACAAAAACUGAAGAUAUCGUCUUAACUUUUUGUAUUAGUUAUAAAUAUAUUGAUUUCUUUUCA
This is a messenger RNA of Hydra vulgaris (swiftwater hydra), 697 nucleotides long. RefSeq names its product prefoldin subunit 3. Gene Ontology annotation, biological process: microtubule-based process; protein folding; tubulin complex assembly. Gene Ontology annotation, cellular component: prefoldin complex; cytoplasm. The record is from RefSeq and is a predicted model, not a curated record. NCBI's taxonomy places the organism in Eukaryota, Metazoa, Cnidaria, Hydrozoa, Anthoathecata, Hydridae. Gene Ontology annotation, molecular function: tubulin binding.